This is a messenger RNA of Chenopodium quinoa (quinoa), 3901 nucleotides long. Its product is annotated as probable sucrose-phosphate synthase. The coding region runs from base 928 to 3549 and encodes 873 amino acids. NCBI's taxonomy places the organism in Eukaryota, Viridiplantae, Streptophyta, Magnoliopsida, Caryophyllales, Amaranthaceae. Gene Ontology annotation, biological process: sucrose metabolic process. The transcript is spliced from 11 exons. The record is from RefSeq and is a predicted model, not a curated record. Gene Ontology annotation, molecular function: sucrose-phosphate synthase activity; sucrose synthase activity.
AGAGAAGGAUGUUUCGGCUCAUGGUGAAAGCAACCGUCCUAGGUUGCCAAGAAUAAAUUCUCUUGAUGCUAUGGAGACUUGGAUCAGUCAGCAAAAGGGGAAAAAGCUCUACCUUGUUUUGAUAAGGUAAUACUCCAUGUUGCAUCAGAGUUAAGUAACGUGAAGUGAAUCUUGAAAGCGGUUGCAUAGAGAGCUUUUUUUUUUUCUGCUCGGGAUACUCCAUAUGGUUCUUACUCUCUUAGCAAGCAGAAACUCUGACAAACUUGUCCUAGCUGGCGAAUGUACUGUUGUUAUUGGGCCCUCUGCAACCAAUUUCAGUUCAAUUCUACAUGUUCCUCAGGCUAAGAAUGGAUAAUCAUUUUAAGUAUGAUAAAUUCCUAGAGUGUAUUUUGAUGCAGCUUUUUUUAAGUACCUGCCAAUUGAAAGUGUGUAGAAACUAGAAAGAUAAGUUAGCUGAAGCAGACCCUCUAUAAGUUUCUCCCUUGUAAAAUGGAAUUUAAUCUUCAUAUGCUUAGCACGCUCAUGAUACAUUGGGUUUUUAGCUGUAUGUACUGUAGACUGGCUAUUACAGUGCAGAAGAACAUGAUGUGUAGAGUCGGACUUAUAAUUCUCUAGUAACUUGGCAAGCCAAAUGAGUUUUGCAGCAGCUUAAGGCAUUUUUCUGUAUUCAGCUUAUGAGGAAGACAUGAACAUGAUGGGUUACUAAUUAGAUUUUUAGCUGAUUGAUGAUUUUCCAAGCUUGGUUUUCUUGAACUGGACUGAAGUAUGUGAUCUUAGUAGCACCUUGAAGUAGAAUUCCUUGAUGAACAGACCCGUUCACGUGUGAUAGCAUAUGAUAUAAAGCAUGGAGAUGAGAAAUUUAAGGAUGCUACUUGAACCGAUUCAAGGUCUGUAACUCUUCUUCAUGGUUUGAUACGAGGUGAAAACAUGGAACUUGGUCGUGAUUCUGAUACUGGUGGUCAGGUAAAAUAUGUAGUUGAGCUUGCAAGGGCUCUUGGUUCAAUGCCAGGAGUUUACCGAGUUGAUUUGCUAACUAGGCAAGUUUCAUCUCCUGAUGUGGAUUGGAGUUACGGAGAGCCAACUGAGAUGCUGAAUCGGACAGAUUCCAAUGGUUUUGACGAUGAUAAUGACGAUGAUGAGAUGGGAGAGAGCAGUGGUGCUUACAUUGUUCGUAUACCUUUUGGACCUAGGGAUAAAUAUAUCCCAAAAGAAGAGCUUUGGCCUUAUAUUCCAGAAUUUGUUGAUGGUGCUUUAAACCACAUAGUCCAGAUGUCCAAAGUUCUAGGUGAACAAAUUGGUGGUGGGGAAACAGUUUGGCCAGUUGCUAUUCAUGGACAUUAUGCUGAUGCUGGUGAUUCUGCUGCUCUGCUCUCUGGUGCUCUAAAUGUUCCGAUGCUUUUAACAGGGCAUUCUCUUGGCCGAGACAAGUUAGAGCAGCUCCUCAAACAAGGUCGAAUGUCUAAAGAGGACAUAAAUAAUACAUACAAAAUGAUGCGUAGGAUAGAAGCCGAAGAGCUAUCACUUGAUGCCUCUGAGAUAGUCAUAACUAGUACAAGACAAGAAAUAGAAGAGCAGUGGCGGCUCUAUGAUGGGUUUGAUCCCGUGCUAGAACGUAAACUCCGAGCAAGGAUGAAGCGUGGUGUAAGCUGUUAUGGAAGGUUCAUGCCCCGUAUGGUUGUUAUUCCUCCUGGAAUGGAAUUCCAUCAUAUUGUUCCACAUGAGGUUGAUUUGGAUGGUGAAGCAGAAGAAAUUGAAGAACAUCCCACAUCACCUCCGCCUAUCUGGACUGAGAUAAUGCGCUUCUUUACUAACCCAAGAAAACCAAUGAUCCUUGCCCUUGCUAGGCCUGACCCAAAGAAGAACAUUACGACUUUGGUCAAAGCAUUUGGCGAAUGCCGUCCAUUAAGGGAGCUAGCUAACCUAACUCUUAUUAUGGGUAAUCGGGAUGGUAUUGACGAGAUGUCUAGCACCAGCUCUUCAGUUCUCAUGUCAGUGCUUAAGCUAAUUGAUAAAUAUGACCUUUAUGGUCAAGUUGCAUAUCCCAAACAUCACAACCAAGCUGAUGUUCCUGAAAUUUAUCGUUUGGCAGCAAAGACGAAGGGAGUCUUUAUUAAUCCAGCUUUUAUUGAGCCAUUUGGGCUAACUUUAAUAGAGGCAGCAGCUCAUGGUUUACCAAUGGUCGCUACAAAAAAUGGAGGCCCUGUUGAUAUCCAGAGGGUUCUCGACAAUGGCUUGCUUGUGGAUCCUCAUGAGCAGCAGUCUCUUGCUACUGCUUUGCUGAAGCUUGUUGCAGAUAAGCAAUUAUGGGCAAAAUGUCGGCAGAAUGGACUUAAAAAUAUCCAUCUGUACUCGUGGCCUGAGCAUUGCAAGACAUACUUAUCUCGAAUAGCAAGUUGCAGACAAAGACAGCCUCAGUGGCAAAAACCUAGUGAUGAAGGGAUUGAAAAUGAGGAGACUGAAUCUCCAAGUGAUUCGUUAAGAGACAUAAAAGAUAUAUCUCUAAAUUUGAAAUUCUCAAUAUCAUUAGAUGGAGAUAAGGGUGAAGAUGUUGAGAGUCUCGGAAAUGAUGGCAAAAACAAUCUUGAGAAUGCUGUUAUGUCAUGGUCAAAGGGUGAUCCCAAAGAUGCUCGUAAGGCUAGGUUCUCGGAUAAAGGAGAUCUGGCUUCUAGUAAAUAUCCAGCUUUUAGAAGGAGAAAACAUAUAUAUGUUAUUGCUGUAGAUGGAGAUUAUGAAGAUGGACUUUCUGAUAUUAUUCGAAGGAUAUUUGAUGCUGCUGAUAAGGACAAGACUGAAGGUUCCAUUGGGUUUAUAUUGUCAACCUCCUAUUCUAUGCCAGAGAUUCAGUCAUAUCUGCUAUCGAAGGGCUUCAAUCUUAAUGAUUUUGAUGCAUACAUAUGCAACAGUGGCAGUGAUUUGUACUAUUCAUCUCUGACCCCCGAGGAGAGUCCUAUUGUAGCAGAUUCAGAUUACCAUUCACAUAUUGAAUACAGGUGGGGUGGAGAAGGCCUCCGGAGGACUUUGCUUCGCUGGGCAGCUUCAAUUGCUGUAAAGAAAGAUGAUAACGAAGAACAAGUUGUCACUGAAGAUAAUGAAGUUUCUACGGAUUAUUGCUUUGCUUUCAAGAUAAAGAACCAAGAUAAGGUUCCCCCUAGCAAGGAGCUCCGCAAGUCGAUGAGAAUUCAGGGUCUUCGCUGCCAUGUGAUCUAUUGUCAAAACGGGACUAAAAUGAAUGUGAUUCCCGUACUGGCAUCUCGUUCUCAAGCCCUCAGGUAUCUAUAUGUUCGUUGGGGCGUUGAUCUGUCAAAGAUGGUGGUCUUUGUUGGAGAAUGUGGAGACACCGAUUAUGAAGGCUUGCUUGGUGGAGUCCAUAAGAGUGUAAUCAUGAAGGGAGUCAGCAAUAAAGCAUUUAAGUCUCUCCACGCUAACAGAAACUACCCUCUUACACAUGUUGUGUCGCUUGACAGCCCCAAUAUUGGAGAGGUGGGGGAAGGGUGCAGCAGCUCUGAAAUCCAGUCCAUUGUGACAAAACUCGGAAAUUCCAAAGCCUAAUCAGAAAUCUGCUGUAUGGUCCAAGUCCCAGAAACAUCAUGUACUGCUUUUGAUAUAAUUCAGAAUCACAGUUUUUACAGUUGGUUCAGUAGCGAUUAGUCGCUUAAUAAUCAUAUAAUUAUACUACCACUGUCAAAAAGUAGCAUCGGCCCAAGUGUAACAAUAAAGGUGCAAAUGCUAGUAUGGAAAAUGAGUACUAGCUGCACUUAUUCUAUCCCUCCCCUGGAUUAUUUCCCUGUUUCAUGUACUAAUUUUCUGAAAAUGUACAGCAUAGUGAAUUUUCUUUAGAUUUGUGUUUAUUUCAUUCAUUCCUGUAAUCCGAAAAUCUGUUCGACGUGGUGGUUUCAGUUUU